Molecule: messenger RNA, 6168 nt
Organism: Penicillium waksmanii
Lineage: Eukaryota; Fungi; Ascomycota; Eurotiomycetes; Eurotiales; Aspergillaceae
Product: AP-1 complex accessory protein LAA1
Exons: 2
Coding region: 1-6168 (2055 amino acids)
Biological process (GO): intracellular protein localization; endocytosis; retrograde transport, endosome to Golgi
Cellular component (GO): endocytic vesicle; membrane; Golgi apparatus
Source: RefSeq, a predicted model, not a curated record
AUGUCGACCUCCGAAUCCGCUGCUCCAUCUUCAUCUCCUGAAAAUGCGGUGCCGGAGCUGGAUAUCCCUAAACUCCAUGCGCUCCCCUCGGAGCAGCAAGACCUCUACCUGCUCACCUUCACUUCUGACCUAGUCCAGUAUAUUUCCAGUCUCGACGCCGCUCAGGUCUCAUCGCAACAAAAAUCACUGAAGCAGGAAUUAUUCAAGAUCCUGACCCUAUCCUCCCCGACCCUCACGCGAGUCCUCCGCAAUAACCUGGGACGAUGUUUUGGUGCAAUCCUGACAAAAGGGGAUCGAGGGAUCCUCUUCGAGACAAUCACCGAUUUGAUCGGGAUACUGAACGCGGGCAAGAGCGAAGCGGAGCUGAAGACUAAAUUCGCUGCGGCGCAUUGUCUGGGCGAGGUCUUUGCGGCAGCGGGUGAGAGUGCCUUCAUGCAGUCGAACGUGGCUACAGCAAGUAUGCUGAAGCUUCUGAAAUCCGCAAGCAACCAUACUGGCUUACGGGGCGUGAUAUUUUCCGUGUUGCGCAAGAUUGUGAUUGGAAUUGGCGUCCCGAUCGAUGAACAGACUGGCCGUGAUAUUUGGAAACAGGCGCGCAAUGCGGCGACAAGUGACAAAUCGACCUUUGCGCAGGUCCAUGCUUGCCGUUGUAUGGAGCAAUUGAUCAACACGACUCCGUUCUUCGAUAAUGCGAAUGAUUUCGAAAACUUGAAGACUAUCAUGUGGAAGGUCAUUGAUAGCCCGAUUGCGCCGGUGAGACAUGCUGCUGCGGCAUGUCUUGGUCGAGGUCUGGUUAAAUUGCACGCGACAGAAGCGCAUGUUACAGCGGCACCCAAGCCGAAGUCAAAGAAGUCAAAACGCAUGUCUAAGAAGCCUGGUCCGCGACCCGGGGAUGAAGAGGAGGACGAAAUGUCUGAAUCUUCUGCGGUGAAUGCGCCGAAGAAGGACUCGCGCCUCUUUUUCCUUCUCCCAGAUCUUCUGCGCCAACUCUCAACGCAAUAUUUGAAGAGCACAACUACGAACCGCACACGUGCUGGAAUUUGUAUAUGCUACAAAUAUGUCCUUCGGAAUCUUGGAGAUAAGGUUGUCGAUGAGCGCUAUGGACAAAUCGCCUCCAACUUACUACUCGAACUUUUAAACCACCCGACAGUGACAUAUAACCGGUUUCGCCUGCUGAUGACUCGGAAGUUUGUCAAGACUAUCCUCGAGGAUACCAUUGGCCGUGAGCUGCUUCGAGAGAAUAGUCAGCUGAAUGCUGCUAGAUGGCUCAUCAAUGAUGUUCUCAAGGACUACCCGCAAGUCAUUCAGGAGCGCCGGGAGCCGAGCAAGUAUACUCUGACAAGCACAGUCAGUGCACUUUCCUCGUUGAUCUCCUCACUUGGUUCUGCUUUUGGCGUUCAUGCUGAUAGCUGCCGUGACGCCUUACUCCAAGUGCUGCCUCAUCCAAGCUACACUGUUCAGAUCCAUACCGCGCACUGCUUGCGUAGCUUCGUGCUCGCAUGCCCACACCAGCUACUAUCUUGCGUGACAAUUUGUAUGAACAGCCUCAACCGAGAGAUUGGUCAACUUGCCACGCCGCGUCAGGCUCCUCGUCGAUGUGUGGGCUAUGCAAAUGGACUUUCGGCCAUGCUUAGUACUUCGCGCCUGCAGCCUCUCUAUGGUGCAGUUGACGUCUUUGCUCAGGUCUUCACCCAAGCGACGGAUUUACUCAAGAUUAGCAGUACCUCCGAACUGCGCGUUGCAAGCAUCCAGAUCCAGGUAGCCUGGAUCUUGAUUGGAGGGCUGAUGCCCCUCGGGCCAAGCUUUGUUAAGAUUCACCUCUCUCAAUUGAUGUUGCUUUGGAAGAAUGCCUUGCCAAAGCAUCUUAGCAAGGAGAACUCUGCCAAACCAAGCACGCUCGAGAUAAGCUUUUUGGCUCAUGUCCGCGAAUGUGCGCUCAGCUCGUUGCUCGUUUUUAUGGAUUUCAACGGCAAACUCAUCACUGCCGAUGGCGCGAAGCGGAUAGCUGCUAUGCUCCAGAAUACGGUUGAGUUCCUGGAAGAUGUUCCGCGCCCCAAAUCUAUGGAGGAAAUCGCGCAUCGUCUUCAUCCCUCGCUCCAACUGCAUGAUUACACUAUCUUGGUACGCCGCCGGGUUCUCCAAUGUUUCUCGAAAUUGGUACAUGUCCAUCAUCCCAGCCACGGGGAAAUAAUCAAUCAGUCCACUCUUCUGAGUUUGGCCGUCUCUUCGUUCGCAGACCCAGAUGCGCAGUACCGGCCCUUGGAAAGCUCGAUUGCUGGAUCCACUGGUCAAUUUGAUGGGCUGUGGGAUCUUUGCGACAAUUAUGGCUUUGGCGUUACUGGACUCGCUCGUGAAUAUAUCCAUGCAGCCUUGACUGGAUCAAAUGGCAAUGAAAAUGCCCCUGCCUGGUCUGCGAUCGACUCCGCGGAUCAGGAUGUGGAUGAUGCUUUGACUUUCCCAAUCUGCCAAGCAAGUGAGCAUGAUUCAGUGCUCUUGUAUAGCACGAGAGCUGGAGAAAUAGCCGUUGACCCUCCAACUACUGGUGUCGUCAAUUCGGCCAUCGACCUGUUCUCAGUCGCUAUCGCGCUUUAUUCGCCCAAAAUUCAGGAAAGCAGCAUGGAACAGAUUGCUACCUUCCUGACUUCCCAGGGCCUUCAAAGAAACCCCGGGAGAAAGGCCGCCCUGGGUGUCAACAUAUCCGUGGCGCUUUUGCACGUGCUGAAGGUUUCGGUCAAGGAAACUGACUUUGUGGCUGGGAAGUUAAAUCCGUCUACGGACAAGCCCUUGCAGGAGCUUAUUCAGAAAUUCGUUACCGAUGCCGACCCAAUUGUGCGAACCAUUGGCGUUGAGGCAUUGGGUCGUCUCUGCGAUAGUGCCGGCAACACUUGCACCAAUGCACAGGUGAAUUGGCUUGUUGAUACCAUCGUUUCGAACAGAGACCCGCAUGCUCGAGCCGGAUGUGCUGCUGCUUUGGGCUGUAUUCAUUCCCAGAUUGGCGGCAUGGCUGCGGGUCUGCAUCUGAAGACCAUCGUUGGCGUAUUGAUGUCUCUUUGCAACGACCCCCAUCCCGUCGUUCAUUUCUGGGCUCUCGGCGGAUUGGAACGGGUGGCCAACUCGGCUGGCUUGACCUUUUCACCAUACGCAUCUAGCUCUCUGGGCAUGCUUGCGCAGCUUUACAAUGCUGACACCCACAACGAAGAGUCCGCUACUUUGGCCACUUCCAACAUUGAGAUGUCUUUCCUGACGCCUGUGGUAAUUAGCCGAUGCGUUGAUUCUCUGAUCAACGUAUUGGGACCAGACCUGCAGGAUGUUGCCAAAACACGGAAUCUCAUUCUCACACUGCUCCGCCAAUUCCAGCUGGAGGAAAACCCUGCUUUGGUCACGGAAAGCUCCAAAUGCUUGGAUCAUUUCUCUCUUUAUGCUUCUAGCUUUGUUGACUUCUCUGGAUACGUGAAGCGCCUCCAGACCGAACUCCGCGCCAGCGACCAUUUCAUGCGAGAUGUUGCGGUGCGUGGACUCAGCAACUUGAUGAAGAGAGAUGCUGCUUCAGUAGUGGAGACAGCUAGCGAGGGCCUCGAAGACGAUAUCUGGCUUGCGUUCGACGAUGCACCCGAUAGCGGGCCUUUGAAGAAAAUGAUUACCGAAUGGCUGCAGCAAACUGCGCUCACUGAGACUGAACUAUGGAUCCAACGGUGCAAUAAUAUCAUGACAAAGACCCGUAACAAGGUUGAGCCCCCACCAACCACAGCCGUGCAGACCGGUGCUGCGGAUAUCCCUGACGACGAGGUUGCUGGGUUUGCUGCCGGUGCUGGCGAUGUGCAAGUCGACUCUGCAAAUGGCGUUGCAGGGCAGGAGUUGCUUAAAUGGCAGACCCGCAACUUCGCCAUGGGUUGUCUUUCCGAGCUGCUCGCUACUGUCCAAGAAGCAAUCCUGCCAGACCAGGCAAUUCCGGCAGAGCAGGCACUUCAGGCCAAGGUUGGAGAUAUUGUCCGAAUGGCAUUCCUGGCAUCGACUGCCAAUGUCAUUGAACUUCGUGUUUGGGGAUUGAAGAUCAUUGACCAGGUCUUGAAGAUGUUUGGAAAGACUCCUGAUCCGGAUUUCGCCGAGGCCUCGUUGCUGGAGCAAUAUCAGGCUCAGAUUGGAUCCGCGCUUACCCCCGCCUUCGCUGCAGAUUCGUCGGCCGAGCUUGCCUCUGAGGCGAUCAACGUGUCGGCGACUUUCAUUUCUACGGGAAUUGUGACGAAUGUGGAUCGCAUGGGUAGAAUCCUCAAAUUGCUUGUUCUAGGCUUGGAAAACUUCGCAAAGAACCCUGAUACCACUGAGAUUGGAGAUCUGAAGGGCUUGAACUCUAAUGCCCGCGUUAUGGUCAAACUGGCGCUGUUCGCUGCAUGGGCUCGACUGCAGAUUGCAAGCUUUGACCAAGAAUACCUUGCUCAGGUAGUCCAGCCCUACAUUGCUAAGCUCACUCCGUUGUGGCUUUCCUCUCUCCAGGAAUAUGCUCGAUUGCGGUUUGAGCCAGACAUUUCGGGUGCUUUGGGCACGAGCACUUCGAGUAGCAAUUUGGAUGAAGUCUACGCUGCAUUGAAUCGUGAAACUUUGCUCAAGUUUUACCAAGACUCUUGGCUCAACCUUGUUGAUGCUAUUGCUGGCUUAGUCGAGAAGGAUAUUGAUUUUGUUUUCGAUGCUCUUGAUGGAAAGCUGCAACAGCCCGAAGAUGAGAAGGAGGACAAGGAGGGUGAGAAGAAGGACGAAGAAUCGUCUGUCGCCGAGUCGAAGGGCAAGGGAGACGCCAUCAACUACCGUGAAGAACCAGUGGCCUUCUUCUUUGUCUUGUUUGGUCUGGCAUUUGAAUCUCUAGUCGAUCAAAGCACUUCACCCUCGCAGCGUCUGGGAAUCCUGCAGGCCCUCAAGAGAAUCUUGAGACCAAUUAUCUCUGGAAAUGCCAUCUACCAGGAUGCUAUUUUCUCCGAGACUAUGGAUACCUUCGACCGCCUUGUCCUGACGGAAAGUACCCCAAUUCAGACGGUUAUCGUUGAGAUCGCUCAGAAUCUUUCCCUGGACCACCCUGCCGCCAAGAGUGACCAGGAGCGCAGCGAUCAUUUGUCGGAUGAUAUCGAACAGCUUUUCGAGCUCACAAGAAGCAUUAUCCUUGUUCUCGCCGGCAUGCUUCCCAACCUACGUGAAUCGACACCUCUCGCCCGCUUCAACGUAACCUCCGACGAUUCUCUGACUCUCAUUCGCCUGGCCCUCAAAUCACUUGUGGAUGUCGCUUCAGUUUUCCCAUCCAUUAUCCGCAACGACCUCCACGCCUGCAUCCUGCACAUUUUCACGACCAUCUUGGCUACAGGAAUCUGCCAGACCCAGGUUGUUCCCCAAGCACUUCCCAUUUUCCGACAGUUUGUUCACAGCAUCACCCACUCAACCGACAUACCAGAAGAAAUGGACGUCGUUGCGUUCCAACUGCGAGGCUGCCUAACUCGAUUUCUCACCAUUCUCACAAUUGCCCAGCGCCGAGAAUCCGAGACCUCGAUGCCAUGUGCCAAAAAUACUCUUCUGGCCAUCACUUUCCUCCUCACGGCCGGCGGACACGUCCUUCCGCCGCAAGAUCCAGUGAUCAACCGAGUCCUCAAUGAACUCCUCGACUGUCUCCAAGAUGUCGGACUCGCAACCGUGGCCGCGAGCUGCCUACGUUCAAUCAUCCUCAAGCCCAAUCCCCGUUACACAACCGACGACGUGAUCUCCCGCUACCUCUUCCCCCGACUCAUCGCCUUCCUGGUCGGCUGCCCAGACAACGGUGAUAUCCCCAGCGACCCAGAAAAUUCCCGCACAGUCGUCGCACGCACGCUCGUGUCUUGCGUAGCCAACACGACCUUCUCACCGACCGAAUUGCCCACGGCGAUAUCCCUCAUCAUGUCUGCCCUGCUUGCCCGUGCUAAACGCGAAGGCCAAGCCGUGCAUAAGGAAUCGGCGGUCCAUUUGCUCGAACUUGCCAAGGCGGACCAACUCACUUUCAAGGCCCUUGUGGCGAGUAUGAGCCCAGAGCAGAAGGCGCUUUUGGAAGAGGUUCUUCGCAGUGCAGGUAUUGGUGCUGGGACUGCUAAGUCGGAUGAGUCUAUUGAGAAUACUCAGCAGGUGCAGCCUAGUAUUGCUCUUCGGAUGGACUUUUAG